Molecule: messenger RNA, 3109 nt
Organism: Micropterus salmoides (largemouth bass)
Lineage: Eukaryota; Metazoa; Chordata; Actinopteri; Centrarchiformes; Centrarchidae
Product: 1-acyl-sn-glycerol-3-phosphate acyltransferase delta-like
Exons: 9
Coding region: 270-1403 (377 amino acids)
Cellular component (GO): endomembrane system; mitochondrial outer membrane
Molecular function (GO): 1-acylglycerol-3-phosphate O-acyltransferase activity
Source: RefSeq, a predicted model, not a curated record
AGUUUACACAGCCGUUUCCAUCCUCGGGUCCAGGCGUGGUUUACAGAUGGGUGUGGUUCCCUGUGCAGGGAAGUUUUAUUGCUACAGUGAGUCAACUGGUGAAUACACAUCAUGUUGAAUGAAUCAUGACUAAAGUGUGAAGAAGAAGAGCAACAGCUCCAAAUGGAAAUGGAAAUAUAGUGAAGACUGGUAGUUGUUUAAAUUUAACAUCUUCUGUCAUCUGAAAAGUUGAAGGUGUCUGGGACAGGACAGCUCGCUUGAAGAGAACAAUGGGCCUCCUGCAGCUCCUGAAAUCCCAGUUUUUGAGUCAUCUGAUCAUCUGCUAUGUGUUCCUGGCCAGUGGCCUCAUUAUCAACCUGUUGCAGCUCUGUACUUUACCUCUGUGGCUGGUCAGUAAGCAGCUGGCCCGCAGGAUCAACAUCAGACUGGGCUACUGCAUAACUAGCCAGAUGGUAGCUGCCCUGGAGUGGUGGUCUGGGACAGAAUGUACACUCUACACAGACCCAAAGAGUUAUCCGUUGUAUGGAAAUGAGAAUGCAAUUGUGGUUCUCAACCACAGUUUUGAGAUAGACUUCCUGUGUGGCUGGACCUUCUGUGAGAGAUUCGGAGUUCUUGGGAGCUCCAAAGUAUUGGCCAAAAAAGAGUUGAGUUAUGUACCUGUUAUUGGCUGGAUGUGGUACUUUUUGGAGAUAGUCUUCUGCAAGAGGAAGUGGGAGGAGGACCGAAGGACAGUUGCUCAGAGUCUUCAGAACCUGUGGGAUUACCCAGAAAACUACUGGUUCUUGCUUUACUGUGAAGGGACACGCUUCACACCAAAGAAGCACCAGGUCAGCAUGCAGGUGGCUAACAGCAAAGGUUUACCCAAACUGAAGUAUCAUCUUCUGCCCAGGACCAAAGGAUUCUGGGUAACUGUCCAAAACCUCAGAGGAACUGUUGCAGCUGUGUAUGAUUCCACACUGAACUUCAGAAACAACGAAAUGCCAACCUUGCUUGGAAUCCUUAAUGGGAAGAAAUAUCACGCAGACCUAUAUGUGAGGAGAAUCCCUCUAGAGUUGAUCCCAGAAGAUGAAGCAGAGUGUGCUGCAUGGCUUCACAAACUCUACCAGGAAAAGGAUAGCUUUCAGGAGCUGUACACACAGACAGGGCGUUUCCCUGGCCCCAUUGUGAGUCCUCCACGCCGACCCUGGGCUUUGAUCAACUGGCUGUUCUGGGCCUGCUUGGCCCUCUACCCACUGGGCCUGCUUCUUGCUCAGCUGAUCAUUUCUGGAUCGAUGGUGACCAUCCUUGUGUCUGUGACUCUGUGCACUGCAGCUUCACUGGCAGUUCGCUGGAUGAUUGGACAGACGGAAAUUGACAGAGGCUCAAGCUAUGGGAAUAAGGAGGUUCCUCUAAACAACAACUAAAGACUCCUGGCCUGCUCAGAGCUGCUUCUUUGCAUCUGCAAAUUUAACGGCAGAAGAAUGUAAACAUCAGUCUGACAGGAUAUGCUGAUACCACUACAAACUUGAGUCUAAGCACAAUGAAGACAUGGUAGCAUCGUUUUAAUGCUAUGCUUCAAAAGACAAUGUAAGAUCAUGGAAAGUGGACCAGCUGCCUUUGGGAAAGUUAUGAUUAGAAUGUCAGGCAAGAUAAAAUAAUGCUUUACUACACUCUCCUCAAAUCAGAGUGCAAAUAUUUGAAUACAGUCAAGACAAACAUUUUCACCAGCAAGUGUUUUUCCAUAACUUUAAAAUCAAAACUGCUCCACCAAAUUAAAAUUUGCUCAAAGAUUGUACUCAAACCUCUUGAGAAACUCGCAGACUCAAUCAGCUUAGCAUCAUAAAAUAUGAAAGCUGGCCAGCAACAUUGUCUCUGACCCCAACCAUCCAAAUGCAUGCAAGUUAGCCUCAAGAAUGUUUCUAGCAGUAUUGUAGAAAGUGCGACAACAAGCCUGACAACAUUUAAAUAUGUAUUGAAGCAAAAUAAGCCAUGGAGUCUAGUUUAUGUAUCGGAAGGAUUACCGCGAGUAACUUCAACAGUAACAAACCGUAAACAAACGACAUGCAAGCACACAAACACAACAUCCAAAUGAACAUAACGUCUCCCAUAAUAUUAGGUUACCUAGUAUAGCAUUUGGUAUUAUGAAUCAACCCAAAUUAUCCCAUUGUCCUAGCAACACUUGUAUUUUAAGGUCUUCAUUGCCAUAAAUCCCUUUGCAAAUGCUUUACAGACAAAUACUAUCAUAUAAUGUAAGAGCAGACAAACACACAGUAUGUAACAUUACUCUUAGCAACACUUAGCAAACUGUCACUAGUGCCAAGCUAACAAAGCUAACCAGUAGGGAUCAGCCAUCAAAAACAUGACGAAAAACGGACAAGACAGUACUGACCUAUCGUUUGUGUGAAACAGCAAAGCUAAUGUAAGCAGAAACAAAGCAAUGGUAUUUAUUUCUUUCAAGUCUCUGAGGUUUCUCCUGCAUUGAAAUGCCUCACUGAUGUUAACACAAGUCUUUCCCCUUGCCUGGUCAUAUAACUUCUUUCUCUCUUUAUACCCUUCAGAUCUUUUUCAUUUUGGCUGUUUCUCAGCCAUCUCUCCUUCACAGAGCCUCGACUCCAGAACGCUCAAAUGUGCCGGUGUAUCCAACUCUCUCUCCCACUGCCCACUGGCAAUUACUCCUGUUUGCGAGCAUGAAAUCCACCUUUUGGUGAUUGGCUGGAACAAUGUUGUGGGGAUCAGGGCCAAGUCACUUUCUUUGUGUUCUAUUUACAGAACCAGGGCCAUGUAGGAAAACUUGAUUUUUUUAGAGCACACACACCAUACACCAGUCAAUCCUAAAAUUAAAUAUGGAGCUUAAUCCCAGAUCACAUUGAAGGGCCUUGAAUAUUGUCUCCUGUGAUUGUAAUGUUUUGUUAAAUGUAUCUCUGUUUCUUGUCAUCAUUUUUGUCUUUUCUGUGAUGUUGCAAAAGGAGCUGCUGUGAUGCAAGAAAAAAACAAUACAUUAUCAUCAUGAUCACACUGCAAUCUAAAUUCAACCAAGUGAUAAAUAGACUACCUCUUUUAGUGUAGUGUAAAGCAUAAAUGACAUUUUCAUGGUGGAAGAAAAUAAACAUUUCACUAUAAAAAAAAACCA